Cryptosporidium ubiquitum is the source of this 3114-nucleotide messenger RNA. RefSeq names its product cyclin. NCBI's taxonomy places the organism in Eukaryota, Apicomplexa, Conoidasida, Eucoccidiorida, Cryptosporidiidae. The record is from RefSeq and is a predicted model, not a curated record. Bases 1 to 3114 code for a protein of 1037 amino acids. The transcript has a single exon.
AUGACGGAAUUGGAGGAUUCGAUUAAUGAGAUUAGUUCUCAUGAGUGGGAAAGUAAUUUGGCUAAAAUAAUUUGUGGAAGCUUAGUAAGCUUAAAUGAGUUAAUAGAAGAUAUUUCAGAUGAAGAUUUGAAUGAGGUUUUAAGUGACCAAAACAAGUUUUGUGUUUUUGAAUGUUUUUUUGAGCCAUUGCUAUAUUACAAAAACAAACAUAAUUUGCCCCCAAAUAUGCCUAAAUCUAAUGAUGAAUCAAAUGAAGGUGAAUUUAUUUUGAAGAAUCCUUUAUACUCCGAAAGCGAAAAUAAAGACUUGGGUGAAUUAUUUAGAUUUGGGAAAACUCCCAAGGUGAGUAUUCAGGAACUAUUUGGGUUUGUAUUAAGUGUGUUACAUUUUGGAGGGUUUAAUGUUUCAAGUUUUGUAUUAUCAGUGAUAAAUAUGGCAAAAUUUGUAGAGAAAAUAAAAAUACCUAUAUGCCAACAUAAUUGGAGACCGAUUUUUAUAACAUCCUUACUUUUAUCUGAUAAGUUAUGGGAUGAUAGUUGUGCAAAAAGUGGAGAUUUAGCAAGAACCGUUGGAUUUAUCUCUCCAAAAACCUUAAAGUAUUUGGAACUGAUUUUCUGUGAGGAACUAGAUUGGAAGAUUACAUUCAAGCUUGAUACAAUAAAGGCCUUUAUUUCAAAAAUCGUGAAUACAAAAUUAGAUUCAGAAUUAAUCGAAAGAGUGAUUAGCUCAGAAACUUACCAGUCAUACUGUUAUGAGGGAAUUCAUGACCAAAAUGCAGUGAAGUAUGGUGUUUCAGUAGAGAAGUUGGAGAACAAAAAUAUGAUGAAUAAUAGUUUACAAUCUUUAGAGUUAGCAAAAAUUAAUAACCAGAAAAUUGGUCAAAAGUUUAACCAAACAAUGAAUAAUUAUCGAAAAAGAUCAGAAUCUCCAUCUUUUUUUAAUAAUCAAAAUCAACAUCAAAGAAUCCCACCUUCAAUAUUACACCAACCGCAGUUACAGAGAGGAAUGUCAUUUCAUGGGAAUCAUCGUCCAUUUAACACUCAAGCUGCAAAUUCAGCUUUCAUUAAUACUACAGCCACUGCAAUGCCGCGUCCAAUGGGAAACCAGACAAUAAUACCAACUAGUUUUGGAGCUAAUCAACACCAUCUGAAUCUUCAGAACUCAAACGUCAAAAGGCCUUCAGUUCCGAUGCUAACACCUUCGGGAGGUUAUACAACGUUAAAUAGAUCUUUUUAUAGCCCUGCUAGAAACCAAAUGAGUGUUAAUAAUAAUAAUAAUAACAGUAAUGCUGUAUAUGGAUCCAGCCUAAACUUGAAGAAUAAUAUUGCGAGCCUUACGAGUCCUAAAUCCAAUUUCACGAAUAAAACACACCAAUACCCCGGUUUAUCUGCUGUUGUAAAAACUCCUAAUUCUAACACUUUAGCAUUAGGAAGAAACUCCAACGGUGAAAAUUUCCCUAUUGGAAACUAUAUAAGAUCAGUUACUCCUGAUACUCAUUUUAAAAAUAAAGUCAUUAAUUCGGCAAAGAACCCUGAAGUUGCCCACUCAAAUAGUAAUGUUAAUCUCAAUCUUUCAUCAUCAAAUGAGCGUGGAAGAGAUACAAGUUGCCUAUCUAACUUAAAACACCCAACCACUUUUCAUACUGCUACUAGGAUGAAUUCAAAUCCUAACAUUGAGCAAAAACCUAGUAGUCAAUCUCGUUAUAGUGGUUUAAUCAAAAGAUCCAGUUCGGAGCAUUCUAGAUUAAAUCCUGCUAAUUCCCAAGGGAAUCAACAUAUUACACAGCAACUUCCACGCCCUCCUCCUGUCCCUCAAUUCAGAAGAGGUGGUGAAGAUGGUUUCUUUUCUAUGGCUAGAAAUAAGGUGUCUUCCGCAUUUUCAUCUAUCACUAGGACUUUUGGCCUAUCUUCUCCAGAAUCUAAUCAAAUCAAUGAAAAUCAUUUUCAAGAAUCUAAUAUUGUAUUAUCUAAUUCAAACCAAAUUAGUCCUACUAAUAACCCAAAUAAAUGUGAACUUAAGCCUGUGGAAUCAGAGUCAUCCCUUACAAAACGAAAGAUUGAGUCCAAUUCAAGCCAAGAUUUCAAUCAACAAACAAGUUUCCAAGAAUUUACCCACCAAAGCAACUCUGCUCUUAUUUCCACCUCUUCGAAACCAGCUUUUUCUAAUUCGAAUCAAAGAAACCUCUCUAUGCCUCCAAAGAGUAACCCUGUACUUUCUCAACUAUCGGAAGACCAACAGAAAUCUGCUCUAGUAAAUAAGAUUGGCAUUACUUCCAGUUCAAACUCCUGUUCUGGAGUCGAAAAAACACCAACACAAGUAUUAAGUGAGCAUCAUUUCAGAGCAUUAUCUACAGAAAGAACUUGUAUUAAUAAUCAUAAUAAUCAUCAACAUCUAUUUCUUCGUCAAAGUUUGGGCACAGGCUACAAUCAAAUAGUUAAAAAUGUCUCUUCAACCCCUAACAGUAUACCUGAAAAACAACCACCAGUCUCUCUCUCGGCAGCAUGGACUUCAAAUUCCUCAUAUAUUCGUGCUCCCCAGACUCUUUUGCAUAAGCCAUCCUCUCUUUCAGACCGUUUUGGCGGCAAUAUGCAUGUAAAUACAGGGCGCCAAAGCGUGGGGAGAACUGCAAGUCAGGUCCAAAACAUGGUAUCACAAACCCCAUCAAUUGGUAGUGAGUUGUUUGGGAGAGCAGGAAAAACAGCAAGAAUAGGAACAGGAGUUAGUUUGAACAGGAACAUGUCUUUGGUAGGUAAGAAUGUGCACUCACAAGAAACAAAUCAGGUGAACUCUACUCAAGCAACAGGAACUAGAGUUCCAAAUGGGAUAAUAGGCAGCUUGUUUAAUGGAAAGCCAAGAAUGCAGAGUUCCGGUCCAUCUAACCCAGCUAAUACUGGUUUGAGGCCAGUUUCAAUGCAACCAGCGAGCUCCAAAGGAAUCUUUUCGUCAUCAUCUGUGUCUAAAUCAUCAUUAUUCUCUGUGGAUAACUUGAUAAAUCCUAUAAGCAGCUUUUUGAAAGGAAAAAGCCCAUCCAUUUCUUCAAGUAUCCUAAAAACUCCAGGAGUUCAAAUUGGAUCAGGACCUAUUUCAACCUUUGGUCUUUCAGUAAGAAAGUAA